AUGGCACUAUCAUUAUUUGUCGGAUUUGAUAAUAACCGUCAAAAUAUCUUGUUGGCGCAAGCACUUCUGGCUGACGAAAGUCUUGAAUCUCAUAUUUGGAUGUUCCAGCAAAUAGUUAAGGCUACUAAUACUCAACCUUUAGUUAUACUUACUGAUGCUGAUUCUGCCGUUAACACUGCUAUUCAUCAAGUAUUUACAAAUACAUAUCCAAUCCAUUGUGCAUACCACAUUACUCAGAAUUUGCAUAAAAACUUAAGAAAAUUAUUAGGUGAAACUUAUCAAAAGUUUCUUGAUGACUUUUACCUUUGUCGCAACUGUUUGAGUAAGGAAGGAUUUCAACAAUGUUUUGAACAGCUUGUUAAUAAUCAUACUAAAGCUCAACAUUAUUUGAAAUUUUUAUAUAAGUCCAAAAACUAUUGGGCACACUGUUUUACUAAUUUUAAAUUUAUGGGCGGUAUGAUCGCUACGUCGCGUGUUGAAUCUAUGAACGCAUGCCUAAAGCUUGGCAAUUCCAAUGAUAAAACAUCAGGAAAAGAUGAAAUAAAUCAAUCCGUAUAUUACGUCGCUAAUAAAGUUGCUCGUGAGGAUAUGAAAAGUUUAGAUGAUGAUGAUCUACAAUUUAGUUCUUGGGAAUAUAGUGCUGACGAUUUGCAAGCUAUGCUUAAACAAAUGAUUGAGUUCGUUGGACUAGAUGAUAUUGAAGAGUUAUGGACUAUUAAUGUCGGCAACUCAUUAAAAAGCAAACACUAUGUUAUAUUAUUACAAAAUGGAUCUCAUCUAUGUUCCUGUUUGUCUAUCAUUCAUCAUGGCAUUGUGUGUAGACACUAUUUUCAAGUGAUGUUAGUUACAAGUAAGGCAAAAUUUCAUAUUCGCCUUUUACCUUCACGAUGGUUUUGUACAAGCGAAAAUGGAAUGGAAGAACCAUUUUUAGUUGCAGAUAAGUUUUAUCAAGAAAUACUGAAUCAAUCGAGUUGCUCCUUUUCUGUUCAAUAUUUAUCUGUUCUUGGAAAAGACUCAAUAGAAGAGAAUUUAACUGUUUUAGAGCAAAAAGUCACUUACGGAAAAAUUUAUGAAACGUACAAGAAAGCUCUUUGUAAGGCAUUACAAAUGCAUUCAAAAUCUGAAAAAUUAAUCAGUUUGCUCGAGGAAUUUGUUGAUGAUAGCGAUGAAUCAAAUUUAGAAGAUCAUGAAAGUGUUACUGAUGCAGAUAAUAGUGAUAAAGAAAAUGACGAAAUUGAUAAUUCUAUAGCUUUUUGUAUUAAAAAUCCAAAAGUACGUCACGGUAAGGGUCGACCAACAGGUAGUAAACAUCUCAAAUCAGCACACGAAGCAAGAAAUAUCAAAACAAACCAACGUCGAUGCAAAAAAUAUGGAGAACUUGGUCAUUAUCAAAAGGGUUGUAAG
Cetraspora pellucida is the source of this 1404-nucleotide messenger RNA. NCBI's taxonomy places the organism in Eukaryota, Fungi, Glomeromycota, Glomeromycetes, Diversisporales, Gigasporaceae. The record is from the annotation of a GenBank genome assembly.